AAGUUAGGUAACCAAGUAUACACCAACAAGUCAAUUCCAAAAUUGCGACAAUUCAUGUCAAACGUGUCUGAAGUUUUUAUUUUGAUCACAAGUUGGAGAAUUUUAUUUAAUAAAAUCUGGCUAGUGGGUUUUCAGCGAAAUGAAGACGCGAUUUAACACUUACGAUAUCGUCUGUAGCGUCACAGAGUUACAAAAGUAUGUAGGAAUGCGAGUGAAUAAUAUCUACGAUGUGGAUAAUCGCACAUAUCUUAUUCGGCUGCAGAGAACCGAAGAAAAAGCCGUUUUACUGAUAGAAUCGGGCAAUAGGUUCCAUACAACAAAUUAUGAAUGGCCCAAAAAUAUGGCACCCUCUGGUUUCAGCAUGAAAUUGAGAAAACACUUGAAAAACAAAAGAUUAGAGAGUUUAACACAAAUGGGAACAGACAGAAUUAUAGAUUUUCAGUUUGGAACUGGGGAAGCUGCUUAUCAUGUGAUAUUGGAGUUGUAUGAUAGAGGAAAUGUUGUGUUGUGUGAUCAUGAAAUGACAAUAUUAUAUGUGUUGAGGACUCAUACUGAAGGUGAGAAUGUCAGGUUUGCUAUUCGAGAGAAGUAUCCCCAUGAUAGAGCCAGGGAAUCAGCUGCACCAAGUUUAGAAGAUAUUAAAAAAUACUUGGAAGGUGGAAAACCAGAAGACAAUUUGAAAAAAGUACUCAUGCCUAAACUAGAGUAUGGUCCUGCUUUGAUUGAGCAUGUUUUACUUAAACAUGGCUUUAAGAAUACAAAAAUAAAAGAUUUUAAUAUGGAAACUAGUUUAGGAAAGUUGCAUCUUGCUUUGACUGAAGCAGAAAAUGUGUUGUCAGCAGCAAAAACGAAUCAUUCCAAAGGAUAUAUCAUACAAAAGAAGGAAGAAAAGCCAAACCCAAACUCUAAAGCAGAAAAAGAAUAUUUUUACUCAAACCAAGAAUUCCACCCAAUACUCUACUCACAGCACGAAAACCUACCUCAUCAAGAAUUCGAGACUUUCAAUCAAGCCGCCGAUGAGUUCUUCUCGACCUUACAGGCCCAAAAAAUCGACUUGAAAUCUAUGCAACAAGAACGCGAAGCAAUUAAAAAACUCGAAAAUGUUAAAAAGGAUCAUGACCAACGCUUGCUCGCACUAGAAAAGACACAAGAAAACGAUAAGAUCAAAGCUGAACUCAUUUCAAACAAUCAACAACUCGUUGACAACGCAAUUAUAGCCAUCCAAAGUGCCUUGGCUAGCCAGUUACCGUGGACCGACAUCGAAGAGAUGGUUAAGGAUGCAGCGGCUAAAGGCGACCCGGUAGCAAAGCACAUUAAACAACUUAAACUGAACACAAAUCAUUUUACAAUUCUUCUCGCGGAUCCUUACUACGAGGAUGAAGAAAAUGCUCCACCACCGCUUGUGUUAGUAGAUAUUGACCUGGCAUUGACUGCGUUUGCAAAUGCGAGGCGCUACUAUGAUCAAAAGCGAUCAGCGGCUAAAAAACAGCAGAAAACGAUUGAAUCUUCCAGCAAAGCGUUGAAAUCGGCUGAGAAGAAAACCAAACAGGUUUUAAAAGAAAUGCAGACCACAACAAAUAUUAACAAAGCAAGAAAAGUAUAUUGGUUUGAGAAAUUUUUCUGGUUUAUUAGCAGCGAGAAUUAUAUGGUUAUCGCAGGUCGGGACCAACAGCAGAAUGAACUUAUUGUGAAAAGAUAUAUGAAACCAGUUGAUAUCUACGUGCACGCGGAUAUUCAUGGUGCAUCUAGUGUGGAUAAAAAUCCAUCAGGGAAACCGGUACCGCCAAAAACAUUGAAUGAAGCUGGGACAAUGGCGAUUUGUUACAGUGUCGCAUGGGAUGCUAAAGUGUUAAGUAAUGCGUAUUGGGUCUUUGGCGACCAAGUUAGUAAAACUGCUCCGACUGGAGAGUAUUUAACGACGGGUAGCUUUAUGGUUCGAGGCAAGAAGAAUUUUCUACCACCAUCGCAGUUAAUUCUUGGACUGGGAUUCUUGUUUAAGUUAGAGGAUGGUUCAGUAGAGAGACACAAAGGCGAAAGGAAAGUUUUAACAGCUUUGGAGGAAAUGGACCAAUUACAAGUUACCAGUGAAGAGGGAAAGGAUGAAGAGGAGAUAGUUGUAUCGGAUGGAGAUGAUGAUGAAGAUAAUGAUGAAAAAGAACCAGAUGAUAAACUAGAAGACAUUUCGGAAGAACCAGAAGUAAAAAUCGAACCAAAUGAAGAUGUUUCAGAUGACAGCAGCAGUGAUGAUGAUUUAAAGUUUCCUGAUACUCAAAUCAAGAUUAAACAUUUUCAAGGCACCACAAAGAUUGAUAUUGAUUCAAAAACUUCUUUAUUAGAAGAGCAUAAAGAUGAACUUGAGGAUCGCAUCGAAAAGGCGAGACAGCGAAGUCGAACUGCCAGUGAAGCAAGCACAAAAUCCAAAGUAUCCACAACAAGUCAAGAAAAAGAAGUAAAAGAACCGAAAGUAAAGCAACCACCGCCGAAACGUGGCCAAAAAAGUAAACUAAAGAAAAUAAAAGAAAAGUACAAAGAUCAAGAUGAAGAAGAACGCGAAUUGCGCAUGACAAUUCUUCAGUCGUCUGGUCCAUUAAAGAAAAAUAACAAGAAGAGCCAGAAGAUCACGCAGGCUGCAGAACAGCAAGCCAAAAAACAGCAAGCGCGCCAGCCGCGCAUUAAAACAGAGCAGGAGUUGCAAGAAGAUGAUGAACCCGUGGUAGCUGCCGAUGUGGACAUGAUCGAUGCACUUACAGGUUUGCCUGUGGUUGAAGACGAGCUACUCUUUGCCGUGCCAGUUGUUGCACCUUACAAUACCUUGGCGCAAUACAAGUUCAAAGUAAAAUUGAUACCAGGCACAUCAAAACGCGGUAAAGCUGCAAAAACUGCAGUGAACAUGUUCCUACACGAUAAAACAACAUCGCAACGCGAGAAGGACCUGCUCAAAGCAGUAAAAGACGAAACACUCGCUCGGAACAUCCCCGGCAAAGUGAAACUUUCAGCGCCGCGUAUGCAAGCUUUACGAAAAUAAUAAAAAAAGUUAAAUUUUGUUUGUUAUUAAAAGAUUUAACUAGAUAUAAAAGUUUUAAGUUAAAA
Messenger RNA from Dalotia coriaria, 3090 nucleotides. RefSeq names its product Nuclear export mediator factor NEMF homolog Clbn (gene Clbn). The record is from RefSeq and is a predicted model, not a curated record. NCBI's taxonomy places the organism in Eukaryota, Metazoa, Arthropoda, Insecta, Coleoptera, Staphylinidae. Gene Ontology annotation, cellular component: RQC complex. Gene Ontology annotation, molecular function: tRNA binding; ribosomal large subunit binding. Gene Ontology annotation, biological process: ribosome-associated ubiquitin-dependent protein catabolic process; rescue of stalled cytosolic ribosome.